CUUCAGUGCUGCUGAGACAUGUACUGUGCUUCAAGCAUUGCUGUGUAGUAUUGUGAGUCGUCUUUGGGAAAAUAGAUUAGUGUAUUGGCUGCCAAGAGCCACAAACACUUCAGGCCCUGAUGGGGGACUCAGGAUCCAGAAGAUCGACUCUAGUAUCUCGGUUGCCGAUAUUCAGGAGAAGUAUUAGCCGCAGACACGACUCUCUUCCAUCCUCGCCUUCCUCUGUUAAUACUGUUGGUGUCCAUACUUCCUCCCCCUCCAGCACUAACUCCAGCUCAGGGAGCACAGGCAAGCGCCGGAGUAUAUUCCGCACUCCUUCCAUUAGCUUCCAUAACAGGAAGGGGAGCGAGCAGAAGCCCAACUCUGCUAGUGAAAAUGUUAACAUCUCAAAUGGUGCCCAGUCCUCUCUGAAUAGUUUUCAAAAACUGAGCCUAGAUGAACACAUUAAAAGCAGAGGGAGGCAUUCAGUUAGCUUUGGCAGCUCGCGAAGCAAGAAGAUAACGAGGUCUUUGACAGAGGAUUUUGAAAAGGGAAAGGAGCCUUCAACUAAUAAGAAUGUCUUUAUAAAUUGUAUAAGUUCUGGGAAAAAUGAGGGUGAUGAUUCUGGCUUUGCAGAGGAGCAAAGUCGAUGCUCCGUCAAACAGUCCACGCGAAAACUUCUCCCUAAAUCUUUUUCAUCGCACUACAAAUUUUCCAAACCAGUUCCGCAGAGUCAGUCAGUUUCGUGCGUGCAACAGUCUGGAUGCUUGUUGGAGAUUAAAUCAUAUGUUGAAAGUGAACCUCUAAUGGUGAAGUCCUCUCCUCCGUGUUCUGCUGAGACGACAGAAUGUGCGGGAAGUCCGUUGCAGUCCUCGUUGCUUUCGGCUGACCUCACGGCCGCCCAGACCCCCUCGGAGUUUGUAGCCUUGACGGAGGAUUCUGUUUCGGAAGUUGAUGCACUGCCGGGCAGCGGAAAUGGAGUGCUUCUCACAGAGGAUUUUGGUCACGAUGUCUCUACCUCUCAGAUCUUCUCUAAUCCUGCUGCUGCUCAUGUAAGGAAAACGGAUCAUGUGGAAAGUACUUGCCAGUCUGCUGGUGUAUCUCCUGUGAGAUGUAGCGCUGAAUCUAAUACCUUAUUGAAAACCACUGCUGCUAAUCAAACACAAGUAUUGUUGCAAGCCAAUGAACUACCUAUUAAAGAUGCCAGGCACACAGGAGACAUUAACUCAGCAAAUGCAAAUGUAGAGAUGUUUGCGUUACAUCACAGAGAUGAACCAGUGAUGUGCUCUCCAAAAGCACGGGGGUUAGGUGGGCACCAAGAUGAAAGAACACUGUCUAAGCACAUAAGAGAAACAAUUCCUGUAAUGGAGUCUAUAUCACGUUCUGAACCUCAGUCCUUUAAAACACAACAGGGAUAUGAAACAAACUAUUCUAAAGUUGAUCUUGCCAAUAGCUUCAGUCCGUACCGAGAAGGCAGAUUUAUUGAGAAACGACUGAGAUCCUCUUCAGAAGGUACUGCUGGAAGCGGUCGACUGAUCAUAAAACCGAGGGAUGGAAAUACAGAAGAAGUUAACACUCUACGACAGCAGAGAGCAAGCUCAUCUUCCUCAAAAAUGAACAGCAUGGAUGUCUUGAAUAACUUGGGUUCCUGUGAGCUCGAUGAAGAUGACCUAAUGCUUGACUUGGAGUUCCUAGAAGAACAUCAUCAUCAUCGUUCUGUUUGCCGGGAAGACUCAUACCAGUCGAUAGUCUCGUGUGCUGCUGUAGUACUUACCCCUGUAGAACCGACAGUGGAUACAAGGAAAAAAGAACAGACAAAAAUGCCUGAUGUGUCUAAACAGAACCUAUCCCUGAAGCUAUCAAAGGAGGUGGACCACGGAGAAGCCAGGUACCCUCGUGUUAGCCAGCUGGCUGGCAGCCCAUCGGUGGAGUGGCCUUUUACUGGUCUGGAGGAAGGAGGAGGCAUUGAAUCUUUGCCCUUCAGAUUGAUGCUGCAGGACUGCACAGCUGUAAAGACGUUGCUGCUGAAAAUGAAGAGGGUUCUUCAGGAGAGUACGGACCUGAGUCCAGCUAGCAGUACCACCUCGCUUCCUGUCAGCCCUCUUCCUGAGGAGCCGCUACUUUUCAAGGAUGUAAUAAAAGAUGAAUGCUCAGUGCUGAAGCUGCAGCUAAAGGAGAGAGAUGAACUCAUAGCCCAACUUCGUGAGGAGCUGGAAAAAGCCCAGUGUUUACAGAAGGCUCUCACUUCCCAAGCAGAUAAAUCCACUCAGACAGAAGUUGUAGGCCAUGAUGCUACAUAUCAAAACAGAAUGGGGAGCCAAAAUCUCAACACAAGGGACAGAAAGUCAGCACAUACUCCCACCGAGGACCCUUUUAGAUAUUCAUCAGGCAACCAAGCAACAGCCUAUGAAAGCAAAAGCUGUCAGCUGUCAAAUUUGUGUCUGAGUAACCUCUUGAAAGAGAAAGAAAUAGUGGAUGUCAUCAAGCAUACUAGAGGCACAUACGAAACCCUCGCUUCGGAGGUCACCCAGAAUGGUUUGGCCAGCCCUGCACAAAGUACAGCAAAGCCAGCAUCCAAGACAGAUGGCUACCCUGUUUUCUCAGGAGCUCCAAAGGACCAAACUGCUGUACCUCGGCAGCAUACCACUUUCACAGGGAGACUUGGACAGCCUCCGAGGGGACCCAUCUCUUUACACAUGUACAGCAGAAAAAAUGUUUUCCUCCACCACAAUUUACACACAGCAGAGCUGCAGACUUUAGGUCAACAAGAUGGGUAACAGAGUUCUUGUAUUCUUACCAUGGAAGGAGAGUUGAUUAAACGGGAACGUAAACUCAUCUAGAGCUCAGUCUGAGUUUUCAUCUGCUGCUACCUUUACCUGAAAAAAAAAAAAAAAGCAUUGUCUGUAGGUUCCAUACUUCCCCGUUUGGGACUGUGGCAAAGGGAUGAACUAGAUUGUUAAAUAGCUAAAUUGAUUUGUCGUGCAAAAGUUACCAUGUUUGUAAUAAAUGGGACCAUUUGGUUGGCAUCGCUAAUCUAAAAUUGGCUAAUUUUUUUUUCUUUUUUGCCUCUAUAAACCAUUAAGAUCCACUGAAUUUCUGGAAGGCGGUCGUAAAUAAUACUGUGUGCAUUUAAUAAUGUUACUGUAAAAGUAGAUGUGAGGAAUGAAUAGAUAAGUAAUUAGGAAGCACUCUUUAAGUUUCAUAGAGACUAGGGAAAUAAGGAGUCAGAAAUCUGAGGACUCUCUCUUUACAGUUUUUUUUUAAGAUACAAUGACAUUUUGCUCACUUGUAGAGAUAUGUUACCACUUCCUGCUGUAUUUUAAGGAUGCCUCAGGGCACCAGCAGAGGGAAUGCCUGACUUUUUUCUUCCUUCAACAGUAGAGUUCAUAGAGGUUUACCAGGUAUUGGACUCCGUAAUUGGAAUCGAAAUGAAAAAUGGCAGCUUGAUGCCUCAGCCUUCCCUCCCCCCUCCCUUUUUUUAAACUACAUCUUUUCUACUAUUUUUGUGCUAUUAUAACAUGUGAUGUUGUGGUGGUAUUUGUUGUGAUUUUACAGACAAUAUAUCACUCAUGAUGCAACAUGACAUUCUAUGCUAUUGAUGCAUCAUAUACUUCCCAAACCAAAAAUGGAUGAAAGUAAAUUUUACUCGAAUAAAAGCAAUUGUCUUAUUACCAGUCCAAACUACCCAUGUAAUCAGAAUUUCUGCAGACUAUAUCUGAACUUAAUGACCUGAAUUACACUAACUCAGCAGGUUUGAUAGUCUCAAUGUAUUAUGUACAAGUGAGAUGGAUUUAGUCCUAUUUGGCAUGCAGUAUGCUGGGCUCAUGGGAAUAUGAAAUCAUCUGAUGACACUACAGAACUUAAAAGCUUAUCAGUAACAAAAGACCCUGUUUUCCCUUUUCAGAGGGCUUGAAAAGAGGUAGCUCAGUCAAGUUACUCUGAACAUGUGGCAUAUACUAAGCAUGACACUUGGUUUACAACCUCUCUGAUGACGGGUAAUCUGUCUGAAUGACAAUAGAUCAUAUAGUUAGUAGCUCAUACGUAACCUGGCGCACUGAAGUAUGAUUGAGACAGAUCUGAGACAAGUCACCUCUCUCUUUAACUGGUGAUUAAUAAUGAAAGACAAGAGCGUAGCACAUUCUCACACACAAAAUCAAGCACCUGGUAUGACUUAAUUGAAGGAGAGUAAAAAGAAUUUUCUGUAGCUACUAAAAAUGCUGUAACUUUUAAAAGUAAGUCCGUAAGGCAUACAAAAUAAACUAGUGAUACAAAUUUUACUUAGUGUUAAACAUGACACCCACUUAACUACUUAAUUAUCAGAUUAAGCAUUGGCUAGGUUAAGAAACAACUAGACUACAAGCUUCAACAGAUUCUGCAAAGCCAUUUCAAUGCCUGAACUUCCAGUAUUCUGUUCAUUGAGGAUUUUAAUUAGGGUAGAGUAAAUUUGAUGACAUCAGAUGUUGAGGAGAGCAGGUUUUGUCCAAGUAUUCUAUAAUGAUCAUUUGGGGUGUCCAUAGCUGGAUACAUAUGAAUCAAGACAAACAUUUGCCAGAAUUCUUCAUGCUUUUAUAUAAUUGUGUGUGUGUUGCUACCGCCAAAACAAAACAUGCAGAAAUUGCAAACACAGCUUCACUGAAUGAUCUGUGGGUAUUCAAGACUUUCAGUCCUGCUUUGAAAUUCAUAGUUUAAUGUCUACCAAAAAAAUAAAAGUACUAGUAACAGAAUUUCACUAUUCAGUCAUGUUUUCCUCUGAGCAAUUUCUUAAGCUUAUGGUAGACUGAAAGGACAGUUGAUUAUUAUCACCAAUACAUUUCAGUCUUGCUUAUCUCAAGAGUUGAUGUAUGCAAUUAUAUUUCAGAUCUGUAAAUAAACACACAUUGUAAUCAGGAAUUUUUUUCCAGGAUACAAAUGUACUAUACUACAUUUAAAAAAAAAAAAAAUCUUUCAAUUUUAACUCAUGUACUGUAUCUAUAGUUGUUUUUUUCCUGGAAAAAUGGACUUUUGGAUUACACUUUGUUAAAAAAAAUCUGUCUAUACAUUUCAGAAAUAACAUUUUAAAUGCUACUAUUUUCUUGAAAAAUCUUUUUUAAAGCUGAAACUUAGAAAAAAACUGGAGGAAACAGUUCAAUUAAAUGAGGAAUAUUUUUACACGUCAUCUUGAAGCUGUUUUGUAUCAGUAUUUUCAGCAUUGUUAUAUUAUAUGUAAUACUAAGUGUAAAUCUCACCCAGAGAAGGGUAUUAGCCACAUGUUAAUGUACAGCACAGCAGUAACUGUAAAACAGAGGUCCUUUGUUUGAUCCUGUUGUGUAUAUAGUAAAUCAUAAAGCAACAGCAUGUGGACAUUC
Messenger RNA from Struthio camelus australis, 5324 nucleotides. Lineage: Eukaryota; Metazoa; Chordata; Aves; Struthioniformes; Struthionidae. The record is from RefSeq and is a predicted model, not a curated record.